AUGGACGAUGCAAGGGUGAUGCGGCCGCAAGGUGAGGAGGCUGGCCUGAUUCGCGUGCUCUCUACCAUUUGGGACGCUUCAUGGGAGCAACCGCAGCGUUCGCCGCGAGAGUUUUUCAUAUGGCCGACCUUUCCGAUCCGCUACAUGUACACAACAAGGCUGCUCGUCAACCUACUGUGGUUCUCACGGAAUUACUUGAAUUUAGCCUUUUUGAUUUCCCUACUGGUGGUUUUUUUCAUUCCGCCCUGCGCCUUGGUCGUCGCGGUGAGCAGCAGCAUGCACCUAAUGAAGAGGAGUGCACCCUUACUUAGCAACACGCCAACGACCAACAUCGCGGAUGACAAUACAGUGAAGAAGGGGUCUGGCCGAAGCCUUAUGGCUGCAUGCCUGACGCUUCUCCAGGUGCUUUGCUGUAUUUUUGUGUGGUAUCGCUGUGGGCUGCUUUCCAUUGUGCUGAGCAUCAUCAUUGUGACAAUGCCGGUCCUAUCUCACGCCUUCUUUGCGCCCUACACUGACGAAGCCUUCGAGUUGUACUGCAGUGUGCUUCGCCAGAGGGAACUGCCAGUGCCGACGCCGCGCUCACCUACGCUCAUGUUCUCCGCAGUGGACCCCCGAUUCACCGUCCUUAGCAAGCGGGAGAGCGUCGUGGUAAGCCCUCAGCGGCGUAGUACUCCACGCAGCCUCAUUUCAUCGCCUCGCUCCUUGACGCCGUUUCGGAGACCAUACAAGGAGGAGGGCCCAAGCUUGUUGAGUCGGAUGAAGAAGAACGGCAUUUCAGAGGGCUCAAGGCGCAUUUCUUCCAGAAAUCCAAAGUGCACAGAGAGAAUGUCUCCACCCACAUAUGGGAAGGUGCAGCGGAUUGAAGAGGGUCCCGAGAGGGCCGCCAAGCUCGCAGCUCCACGCGAAGCUGAAAACCCCAGUAGCGAAGAGGUUGAGUGUGUUUCGCAUUACCUGAGGUUCCAGUUUAAUAGGGAAGAUGUGGCCUUGAUGCCUCUGUCUCCGACGUCUGGGGUGUCUCCAGUACUUUGUUUACCAACCGUGGAAAGUGACGGUGAGAAGGCAAAGGACUUCGCUCUGGAAAAGGACAGUUUCGAUGCACGAGAUGUGCAGUGCGCGAAGUUCCCCUUCAGCGACAUCUUGGUGGCAGAAGAGUCGAUGAGUAGCAGUGGCGUUGCAGUGAUUUCGCCAUUUGCCGCGUCGUGUAACUGGUGUGCUUCCCCCAAGUGCAAUGAAUGUCUUAGCGAGACGCCUUGUAGCGAACGCGUAUUCGAAGGGGGAGUGUCAAUCACGCAGCCGUGUAUGAGCGAGUAG
Molecule: messenger RNA, 1311 nt
Organism: Trypanosoma grayi
Lineage: Eukaryota; Euglenozoa; Kinetoplastea; Trypanosomatida; Trypanosomatidae
Exons: 1
Coding region: 1-1311 (436 amino acids)
Source: RefSeq, a predicted model, not a curated record